Messenger RNA from Macroventuria anomochaeta, 2116 nucleotides. RefSeq lists its product as uncharacterized. The transcript has a single exon. The record is from RefSeq and is a predicted model, not a curated record. NCBI's taxonomy places the organism in Eukaryota, Fungi, Ascomycota, Dothideomycetes, Pleosporales, Didymellaceae. The coding region runs from base 61 to 1743 and encodes 560 amino acids.
GCACCGCGGACCACUGCAUCAUCAUACAUCUCCACGUUCCAUGUGGUGUCAAUGGUCCCGAUGCAUGUCGACGCUGUCGCUGCAUGGGUUUCUGACCUCGAGUCGACUACGCGCUUCGUUCCCAGCCCUUUGCAGUCCCGCAAACGCCGUCGAUCAAAUCCUUGCAAGAGCCAACAACUGCACAAGACGCGCCGCGUCGCAUUGACCGAGAUGGCUGCUCGCAAUCAUGACGAUAACCCAGACACGACGAAGACUACCGAGAGCAAGCGUAUGCGCACGCCGUCACCGUCCAAACGCCUGUUCCCCGCCGACGUAUACUCAUCAGACGCUGACUCGCCAGACGAGCUCGAUGAGUGCACGCCACGCCCGCGUCAACGCAUACAUCCCAUUCCCGAUCUGUCUUUGUCCUACACCAACACUCUCACUGCUGUUGCAACUGAAGACGAUUUGGCUCUACAACGGCGCGCCCGCUCAUAUGCAAAGCAACGUUCAGAAUCACAUUCGCGGUCGCAGUCGCAGUCGCAAUCGCAGUCGGCGUCCUCAGCGCGCUCAACAAGCCCCAAAAAGGUGACCUCAUUGUGGGACGUUGGUAAUGGAGUCACGUAUAUGCCGCUUGCCAACACGACAGCGAGUCAGCGCGAACAAUUGGGGCGUGCAGGGAUGGCGCUGUUGGAUGUUCUAGAAGAUGUAGCGGAUGGGCCUAUCUUUGCUGCAAGUCUGCGACAAGAACUGAUCGAGGCUGGUAUCGAGAAGAUUAGACAAUCCCAAUUGGACGAUGACGAUGAUCGCCCUAUAGAAGAGCUGAAGGCCGAGCUGCAGACGACACUAGCGAUCAACGCAUUAUCAAACCGCUGUGCCAAAAAUCGCGAUCAUGAGAGCGAGUGGAACAAUCGCGUGCACACCAAGGUCUUAGAAUUGGCCUUAGGGAAUGAUGAGGCGCACGUUGGCUUCCGGAGUGUAGCUACUGCGAAGAUCUCGUCUGCCUUCCGCCCAACGCACUCUCCUGGCCUUACUACAGGCAAGAUCGUCGAUUAUGUCAUAUUUCUCGAACCUUCUCGCCCGGCUCGCGAUAUCAUUACCUCUGUCAUCGUCAGUCCAUCGACAUCCAUAAACCACAUCACCUACGAGGCUUUGCAGACUCGACCCGUUGCCGUCUCCAUUGAGACCAAAACUGAGAGCCGCACGGUCGAGGAAGCCAAGGUCCAACUAGGCGUAUGGCUUGCCGGACAAGUUGCCCGAGUAGAGGAGCUGAUCCGACAGAUUGCCUUACUGGAAACGUCCAAGUAUGGAGAAGAAGGCACAGCUGGAUCUCAUUCGAGCGGACGGGAAGAGUGGCAAGGUCGAGUGGUGCCUUCGCCCACGCACGUGCACACGCAGCAGCCGACCCCAACGCCCACCACUCACUCCAUCAGCCCAGUCAUCACGGGCCUUCUCUCACAGAUUGUGUUUCCGCUCAUCGAUGUGCAGUCGGAGAAUUGGUCCCUCUUUCUCGGGCGGGUGUGCACCGAUACGUUGAUUUCGAUGUCAAACCCGAAUAUGCGGAAGCCAGCUUCGCCCAUUCAUAUUUUCCACUCAAUUCCCUUGGGAAAUACUGCGAACACGGUACAGACGUAUCGGCUGAUAAAGAGCUUGAAGGCACUGAGAGCGUGGGUUGAUGUCGAACUUCGUAUGUGGUGGGAUAAGGUGCUUGGCAUUAAUGACUCACUUGUGAACGCUACUUCAUGUAUUCACGACACCGCCUAGAACCAUCUUAUCCUGCAUUCCUACAGUGACUUUUGCGAAGAGCCACUGGGAUUACAGGCUCGUCAGUUGUAACAUUUCCUCUUGGCGUAGCCUUGAUGCAUCUGCGACUGCGGCAGAGCGACUUACCAGAUCCAGGUACCUGAAAUGGUGUUUGGUGCUUGGAAUGAUUCUGAAUGGCCUAGUUCGAUCAUAGCUUUCCUGAGAAAUAUGGGCAGUGCCAUAAAGCUACCAUCUGGGAAUCUUCCUGACCAUCCUGUAACACAGUCGACAAGGGGGUUAAAGCUGAUGAUUUAUAUAGAUGGGAACUCGCUUCCUGGGGUUUAAGCAAAGCCGUCUAAACAUCACUGGGUUGAGUUCUCAGGGUAUACUAAAG